This is a messenger RNA of Cavenderia fasciculata, 735 nucleotides long. RefSeq lists its product as uncharacterized. Bases 1 to 735 code for a protein of 244 amino acids. The transcript is spliced from 5 exons. The record is from RefSeq and is a predicted model, not a curated record. Lineage: Eukaryota; Evosea; Eumycetozoa; Acytosteliales; Cavenderiaceae.
AUGGAUAGAUGGAUGGAUGAUUCGUUGACUCUUUCGCGAGGAGCAUCAAAUACAAUUAGAUAUGCAAUGGAUAGAGAAAGAGAAGAACAAGUUGAGAGAAUAUUCUUUAUAGCCAGUUUAACAUUACAUGGUUUUACUGCAUUGGCAUUGACAUUGGCAUUGAACCAUCAAAGAAGAUAUAGAUCAAACUCUUCCAAACAAAAAACUACACACAAAGAAUCAGAUCCAUUGAUUCCACCCGACCAACAAGGCUCUGCUAAAUUAAUUACCACUGUCAAGAGAAAUAUUACCCUUCCCGAAAUCAUCUUUUUAUUAUGUUUUAUUUGUUUCUUAACUUUUCUUUAUGUUGAAAUUGUAGAGGAAAAUACAGUUUUUUAUUAUAUUUUAUUGGGAUUCUUUAUACUUCAACAUAUUCCAAUUCUAAUUUUAGUAUUGAUGAUUAGUUUUACAAGAUCUGGAGGUGAAGGUCCAACCUUUAAAAGUAGAAUAUUUUUAAUUUUGGGUGCCAUUUUCAAUAUUAGCAAUUAUCUUCCAUUAUUUGUUUGGUCAAAAUAUUUACCCGGAGGAUGUCCAUUAUAUGUAUUUAGUUUUGUUGAUUUAAUUCAAAUAUUUGAUUUUGCAUCACUUUUAUUCUUCUUUUUAUUCUUGCGAUCAGAAUAUGUUAGAAAUGUUGAAGAAUGUAUUUGGACUGCUGUCAGUCAAAUUCAAGAUACAUUUGAUUUUAGAUUAUUCUAA